AUGGCAAUGAAGGAGUCGCUCCCCUCGUGGACGCCGCCACAGGCAGCGGUUGAGGGACCUCCGCAGCGCCCUCGCUGGGCGAACCACAGGGUAUGUAUCCGUCUUCGGAAUCAGUCCCCGCCCCAGGAGGAAGUGCCAGUAGAAAUGGAAGGAACAACAAAACCUCCACAAAUUUCUGAUAUGUUUCACAAAUUCGCCCAUGUUGUCCGUACCAAAACCUUCGAACUCUUCGCUGAUGAAACCGACGAGGAAAAUACCUCCAAUUCCACUGAUGUCUUCACUCUGUUCAACUCCGCUGAGGAAUUUAUCCCUAAUCAAAAAGUCGUCGUUAUAAAACCCGAUUUCUGCAAAUUCCCAGAAAAUGAAAAUACCCAUUUUACUAAAUCCCUAAUUUCUUCACUUUUUGCUACAAUUUCGUCGUUUGAAGCUUCUUAUCUUCAGUUGCAAACAGCUCACGUGCCGUUCGACGAAAAGGCGAUCGAAUCAGCGGAUAAAGUUUUGGUAUCAGUUCUUCAGAAAUUAACUGAAAUGAAGAAUUUGUAUAGGGAUUUUAGGAAAAACCCAAGUUGUAAAUUUGAUGAUCUUGUAGGGUCAGAAUUGGAAUUUCAGGUUCAAGAGAAUCAGAGCAAGCUCAGAGUUUUGGAGACUAUGGUAAAUCAGUUAAUGUCUUUUAUGGAUUCUAAAGAUGAUGAAGUUUUGAUUUUGAGGAAAAAAUUGGAAAAAUUGGAACUUUUUAAUUCCAAUUUGUCAAAAAAACUAGGGGUCAAAAAUGAAAAUUUGGAGAAUACCAGUAUGCAGGUAUUGCGUACAGUUACUGUUUUUGAAUCUAUGUUGCGUGAUUCGAUUAAGUUAGUGAAUAAAUUUUGUAAGUUGUUAAUGGAGUUAAUGAAAAGAGCAGGUUGGGAUUUGGAGAAAGCAGCAAAUUCUGUGUAUUCUGAUGUUAAUUAUGCUGAAAAAGGACACUUCAAAUAUGCAUUUAGUUCAUAUAUUUGUUUGGGCUUGUUUAAGGGAUUUGAUCUUGAAGAUUUUGGUUUGAGAGAUGAAGAAAUGCUGUGUAAUGAGGAUGGUUUAAUGUCUGGUGAAAAUGAUUAUUUGAAACAAUUACUUGAGCAUAUUUCGUGUAAUCCGAUGGAGGUUUUGAGUAAGAAUCCUAAUUGUGCGUUUUCAAGAUUUUGCGAGAAGAAGUAUGAGCAGAUAAUUCAUCCUACAAUAGAGUCGUCGAUUUUUAGAAAUUUGGAUGGGAAAGAAGUCAUAGUGGAUUCGUGGAAGUCGUUAAGUGUGUUUUACGAGUUGUUUGUAAGGAUGGCAAGUGCGAUAUGGUUGCUUCAUAAGUUGGCCUAUUCCUUUAAUCCUGUAGUCGAGAUAUUCCAAGUCGAGAGAGGGGUUGACUUUUCGCUGGUGUACAUGGAAGAUGUUUCGAGGAAAAGUCAAUUCCCUUUGAGCAAGUCGAGGCCAAAGGUGGGAUUUACCGUCGUACCUGGAUUUAAAAUUGGGAGGACGAUCAUUCAGACACAGGUUUAUCUUACUGGCUUAAAAUGCACGGAAUAG
Messenger RNA from Nicotiana attenuata, 1548 nucleotides. Its product is annotated as IRK-interacting protein. Lineage: Eukaryota; Viridiplantae; Streptophyta; Magnoliopsida; Solanales; Solanaceae. The transcript is spliced from 2 exons. Gene Ontology annotation, biological process: response to red or far red light; negative gravitropism. The record is from RefSeq and is a predicted model, not a curated record. The coding region runs from base 1 to 1548 and encodes 515 amino acids.